UUUCCUAAGAUCACGUCAAGCCAAACACUAAGCACAACAACAAAACAACAAAAUGGUCAAGACCAAGCAAGAAACCAAGGAGAACGGUGUCGCUUCUCUCAUUGAUGCUGCCACUAAGGAGGCUCUCCAGCAGAAGCAGAAUGAGCUCGCCACUGCUAUCCGCGCCGCUGCUGAUGCCUUGAGGAAGGCUGCCGAGGCCUGCGAGUCAUAUACUCUCGCUCUUCCUCUCCCUCCCGCCCCUGGGUCCGACGACAAGGCCAACGGCAAGAAGCGCAAGCGUGAGAGGGACCCCGAUCAGCCUAAGCGUCCCAUGUCUGCCUACCUCAUCUACCAAGGUGAGGUUCGCCAGCAGGUCAAGGACAAGCUCGGCGAGCAGGCUACUCAGCAGAACAUCAUGAAGGAGGUUGCUGAGAGAUGGGGCAAGUUGACCGACGCGCAGAAGAAGAAGUACGUUGACUUGGCUGAGAAGGCUAAGGAGCUGUACACCUCCAACAUGGAGGAGUACAAGGCCAAGAAGGAGGGCGGUGAGUCUCCAGCGGCUGCCUCUGCCCCGGAGAAGGAAGCAUCCCCUGAGCCUGAAGCCGAGGCUGCGCUUGAGCCUGAGGCUACUCCUGCCACCCCGGCCAAGGCCGCUGCCACUCCCAAGGAGAAGAAGAGCAAGAGAAAGAGCAGGUCUGAUGUCAAGACUCCCUCCAAGGAGGAGAAGACCGCCGAGAGCGCGAAGAAGACGGAGACCCCUGCUCCUGCUAAGACCCCCAAGGAGGAGAAGAGGGAGCGCAGGAAGAGGAGGAAGUCCGAGAAAUAGGAAAAAGCGAUGGGAAAUGUAAUCAUGAGUUAGGAUAAUUCUUGCGAUUCGGGAUACACGUUGGGUAAAAACAAGGGGAGGAUGGUAUAGCAACAU
Messenger RNA from Saitoella complicata NRRL Y-17804, 901 nucleotides. Its product is annotated as HMG-box. The transcript has 2 exons. Gene Ontology annotation, molecular function: transcription cis-regulatory region binding. The coding region runs from base 53 to 805 and encodes 250 amino acids. The record is from RefSeq and is a predicted model, not a curated record. Lineage: Eukaryota; Fungi; Ascomycota; Saitoellomycetes; Saitoellales; Saitoellaceae.